CAAGACAAAUAUAAUUUCUGACAUUGACAGCGGACAAUAAACAUUAAUUACCUACGUUAUUUAAUAUUUAUUUCUUUGUUUUCUUUUUUAAUUUUGUAACAUCAAACAUUUGAUAUUUCAAAAUAAUGCCAGAUAUAAUGAACCACGAAGUUUCAGACGUCGAUUUAUCGAAGAUAGCUGCACUACAGCAGAAACGUACACUGGCCUUUGUGAACCACUUUGUUAUUACGACGGUACAAUUUCUCAAUAACUUCUCAAAAAAAUGUGAACAACGUUUAAUGCAAUUUGAGAGAAAAAUUGAAAAAAUUAACGCAACGAUGGUGCUAUUAGAGGCUAAGCUGUCCUCGAUUCCAGAACUGAAUAAUAUCACUGGAGACGAAACAAGAAUUAAUGUCAAAGAAGAGGAAUUAAAACCUAAAGAAUCCAACGAAGUGAUCGAAGAAUCCAAAAAUGAAUCAGACCAGAAAGAUAAAACGACCACUGUAGAAAAUGGUAAUACGGAGGGAACGGCAGGAGAACAUGUAGAGAAGAUUAAAAAGGAAUAUGAACGAUUUGUAAAAAUGGUACAAGUGGGAGUUCCCACGGAGGCUGUGAAAUUAAAAAUCUCUCUAGAGGGACUUGAUCCCUCAGAGUUGGACAGAAUAUUAUAUAAAUAAAUAUACCCUAUACAGACAUGUAACUUGUUGAACUUAUAUAUAUUUUUGUGCGAGACAAUAUUCAAAUAUUCAUAGUGCAAACAAGCUGCUUAUUUUGCUAAUAAAUAAUAUCUUUGAA
Molecule: messenger RNA, 774 nt
Organism: Danaus plexippus (monarch butterfly)
Lineage: Eukaryota; Metazoa; Arthropoda; Insecta; Lepidoptera; Nymphalidae
Product: WASH complex subunit 3-like
Exons: 3
Coding region: 126-656 (176 amino acids)
Biological process (GO): exocytosis; actin filament polymerization
Cellular component (GO): WASH complex
Source: RefSeq, a predicted model, not a curated record